Cicer arietinum (chickpea) is the source of this 1569-nucleotide messenger RNA. RefSeq lists its product as uncharacterized. NCBI's taxonomy places the organism in Eukaryota, Viridiplantae, Streptophyta, Magnoliopsida, Fabales, Fabaceae. The record is from RefSeq and is a predicted model, not a curated record.
UUUUUGUUUGUUUCUUUUUGUAUUCUUUCAGAGAGCGUUCUGUCUCUCUGCAACAAGAAGCCACCAACUGACCGACCCCUAUCUCUCAUUUCAUCGACUUUCCUCUCUUCCUUUAAAUUUCGGGUACUACACUAUCUAGUGACCGUUGAUUUUGAAUCAAUUGAUAUUAGGGCAUGUCGUCACAACAGGGUGGGAGCAAUGCAGUGGAUUUCGACCUACCUGACGAGAUUCUGGCGGUUAUACCGACGGACCCGUACCAUCAGUUGGAUCUCGCCCGGAAAAUAACUUCUAUGGCCAUCGCUUCUAGGGUUUCAUCUCUUGAGUCCGACACCGGUCGCCUCCGCCAGAAGCUUCUAGAAAAGGAUCGACUUAUCGAUGACCUCGAGGACCGUGUCUCUACGCUCACUCGCGCCGCACAACAGGCUCACUCUGCCCUCAACACGGCCGUUGAAGAAAAUGUGAAGCUUACAAAGGAGAGGGAUGAAUUGGCAGCAACAGUGAAGAAGCUAAGUCGAGACUUUGCAAGGUUGGAGACAUUCAAAAAACAACUGAUGCGGUCGCUAGCUGAUGACAAUCCACCUCAAGCUGAAACCAUAGAUAUUGGAACCUGUGACCAAGCAGUUCCAAAGGCAUAUCCUGAUAAGGAUGAUGAUGUAAAUGGGUAUACAGCACCUCAUGCAUACAAUGGCCCUGCAAAUGUGGGCAAAACAAAUGAUGAAGCUUCCAGGUAUUCAUCACAACAGUUUUCUUUGACCCCAUAUAUUACACCACGUCUUACACCAACUGCAACUCCAAAAGUGAUCUCAACGGCUGGUUCUCCUAGAGGAUACUCUGCUGCUGUAUCACCCAAGCUAGCUUCUGGUGCCACCUCUCCCACAAAACUUUCUUAUGAAGGCCGAUCAUCUCUCUCGUCAUGGUAUUCAUCAAGUCAGCAGUCAUCAGCAGCAAAUUCUCCACCUCGAGGACGAUCAGUUCCAGGUCGAACUCCAAAGAUUGAUGGAAAGGAGUUUUUUCGUCAAGCCAGGAGUCGUCUUUCAUAUGAGCAGUUCAGUGCAUUUCUUGCUAACAUAAAGGAAUUAAAUGCUCAGAAACAAACACGAGAGGAAACUUUACGAAAGGCAGAUGAUAUAUUUGGGUCAGAUAACAAAGAUCUUUACCUAUCUUUUCAAGGAUUGCUUAACCGGAAUGUACGCUAGGACUGAAAGCAGCUUUGCUUGUAAUUGCAUGAGUUGCUCCAAAUUGGAUAUGUUUCUCCUGUUGCUAUGCAUUCCAUAAACAAUUUCUUGCUUGUACUAAGACGGAAGCCAUACGCUUCUUUUCAAAGGCUUGUCUUCAACUCUCUAACCUUCUAUUUAGUUCCCCUCUCGACUCUCCAAAUAGGAUUAUAUCAUCUGCAAAAAGCAUACAUCUCGAUGCUGGUUCUUGGAUAUGUUCUGUAAGUAUGAAAUUAAUAUAACACGUUAUUGCAAAAAAAGGAUCAAUCAGUAUUUUAAAAUUAGUUCAAGUUCAUUGUAGAUUCAAUAUUUCCAUGCUUUCUUUCUUGAUGCAAAUAUUUCAGUUAGUUGCCUU